Messenger RNA from Drosophila mauritiana, 600 nucleotides. RefSeq names its product actin cytoskeleton-regulatory complex protein PAN1. The transcript has 3 exons. Lineage: Eukaryota; Metazoa; Arthropoda; Insecta; Diptera; Drosophilidae. Bases 19 to 468 code for a protein of 149 amino acids. The record is from RefSeq and is a predicted model, not a curated record.
UGUUCAGUUGAAGUCGGGAUGUCGGCCAGAAGGGAUAUAUUAUUCGCAGUGGGCCUGUGCCUUAUGUUCAGUUUACUGAGCAUUAAUGCUAGGUCAUUGGAGGAAACCUCUGUCAAGACGAAACGCGAUACCGACUGGUGGACUAUCCUCGAGGAUAUACUCUAUGACAAUGAUAGUGAUAGUGAUGAUGCCGAUGAUGAGAACGUUUUGAUUUGUCAUAACUGCACGGUAGUUGUGCAAGCUGCUCCAAAUGCGACAGCGGAUGGAAGCACUGCAGCUCCGCAGGCAGCUGGAGCAGCUCCAGGGAGUUCACCAGGCGCGCCUGCAACUCCUCCUGGCUCGACUCCUGGAGCUCCAGCCCCAGUUGCACCCGAAACGCCUGCUCCGUCGGCACCUGCGACAUCGCCACAACCUGCAGUAACUGCCCCACCCACAGGUGCUCCACCCACAGCUGCUCCUGGUGGUUAGAUUAUCUUAUCCCUACCUUAUAACACCUCUCUAACACUAGCUAUUAAGUGGGAUUUGGUAUACGAUAAUGUUGUCCAUGGGCUAACAACCCAGCUCGAAUAAAACAGACAUUCAUUCCGUUUGAGCCAUAAA